CAAAUCCAUCGCCAUGAUGGCAAGGAAUUUACUUUGGCCAACGAUAUGUUGAAAUCAAUAGGAAACGAGAGGAAACGUGAAAAUGGUGACGAUCUGCACCGUGCCAUUAAACUCGUUCGAUACAUCGCUGAGAACUGUGCAAAUCAAGGAAUUCUCAACUUGCCACUGGUGUUCACAAUCGAACCGAAUCACGAUCUUGAGAAAUGCAACUCGGCAGCAUUUUCGGAUCCUCUUGAUAAUUCCCUAUACAUGCGUGCAACGACCAGUCACCGACGCCGCGAUUUUUUAUCUGUUGCGCAAAGAAACGCCUACUUGUAUUAUGAUUGUCGUUUUCCGAACAAAAGUUCCGAAGGAAAUUAUUUAAAUGUCAGCAAAUCGAGGCACAUGUAUGAGGACAGUGAUAGCCGAAAAAUUAGCUCUUCUACAUCAACAUCUGGGAUCAAUUUACGAUCGUCGUUCAAUGGUGCCAACCGUGCAAGUGGCGGUGGCCGCAAACUAAGCAAUCUAUCGGCAGCUAGGGCAUCUACUUAUGAUAAUGCAUAUCAGCAGCGCAGACGAAAAGUUACUAACGACCUGAUUUGGGAGCGAUUGCGCGAAGCGGGCCUCGGUAAAUACGUGAAUUUGUUGAAAGAGGAGGAAGUGGAUGCUGGGAUGUUCCUGACGCUCACCAGCGAUGAUCUCCUGGACAUUGGUAACGACGCUGACAGCAGUGAUCUUCUCUCAAGAAGAAGGUUUAUCACGGAACAUACAAUGCAGCUUCUGCCCGAAAACCUGUUUGGAAGUGUUGAAACGAUGCCAGAAACGAUCGGCGCGGCCUGUUCAAAUUUAUGGCUUAAUGAUUCGGAGCAUUUAUGUUUCGUGAACCGCCCCUCAAAGCAGUAG
Messenger RNA from Gongylonema pulchrum, 882 nucleotides. The record is from the annotation of a GenBank genome assembly. Lineage: Eukaryota; Metazoa; Nematoda; Chromadorea; Rhabditida; Gongylonematidae.